UUCGCAUCGUGUAUCGUCUCCACUCCCAACUCUCUCUCUCUCUCUCUCUCUCUCUCUCUCUCUAUUUCAUUUUCCCGUUCCCAUGUCGACGCUGUAGGACGAAGCUGUAGCUGCGGAUUUGGGCUUCUCCCAAAAGCUCGUUUUCUCUCUCCUCUCCCCCACAAACUCUCCCCCUCUCUCUCUCUCUAUAUAUAUCGCGAUCGAGGGGCGAAUCGAGAGCGCUCAGAUCCGUCGCCCGCGAUGCUCUCCGCCGUCAAAUCGCCCCCUCCUCCCCUCCCCCUCCUCGUCGUCGUCGUCGUCGUCGCCCUCCUCCCGCUCCUCGCACCCGCCGCGGAGUCCGAUCACAAGUACCAAGCUGAGGAUCCUGUUACGCUGUGGGUAAACAAGGUUGGCCCUUAUAACAAUCCGCAAGAGACAUACAACUAUUACAGCCUUCCAUUUUGCCAGCCAUCAGAAAACCCUGCACAUAAAUGGGGCGGACUUGGAGAGGUUCUGGGUGGAAAUGAGCUAAUCGACAGUCAGGUCGACAUAAAAUUUGGAAGAAAUGUCGAGAAGGGCUCCAUUUGUCCAAUUGAGCUUGAUUCUUCAAAGGUUAAGCAAUUCACAGAUGCUAUUGAGGGCUCAUAUUGGUUUGAAUUCUUCAUUGAUGAUUUGCCUUUGUGGGGCUUCGUUGGGGAGACUGACAAGAACAAUGAGAACAAGCAUUAUCUUUUUACCCAUAAGAACAUUGUUGUCAGAUACAAUGGCAAUCAGAUCAUUCAUGUCAAUCUCACCCAAGAAAGUCCUAAGCUUUUGGAAGCAGGAAAGACAUUAGAUAUGACAUAUUCAGUCAAAUGGUUGCCUACUAAUGUAACAUUUGCACGACGUUUUGAUGUUUACUUGGACUAUCCUUUCUUUGAGCACCAGAUUCACUGGUUCUCUAUCUUCAAUUCUUUCAUGAUGGUUAUUUUCCUCACUGGACUGGUAUCAAUGAUAUUGAUGCGAACUCUUAGAAAUGAUUAUGCAAAAUAUGCUCGUGAGGAUGAUGAUCUCGAAACUUUGGAGAGAGACGUCAGUGAAGAAUCAGGAUGGAAACUUGUGCAUGGGGAUGUUUUUCGGCCUCCUCGCAAUUUAGUCCUCCUUUCAGCUCUUGUUGGUAUUGGCACCCAGCUGGCAACUCUUAUUCUGCUAGUAAUUUUGUUGGCAAUCAUUGGAAUGUUGUACAUUGGGCGAGGGGCUAUUGUCACAACUUUCAUAGUAUGCUAUGCCCUUACCUCAUUUAUCUCAGGCUACGUCAGUGGUGGACUUUACUCUAGGAAUGGUGGUAAAAACUGGAUAAAGGCAAUGAUCCUUACGGCAUCCCUCUUUCCAUUCUUGUGCUUCGGAAUUGGUUUAGCCCUCAACACUAUCGCCAUAUUCUACCGAUCAUUGGCAGCUAUUCCCUUCGGCACUAUGGUGGUCGUGUUUAUUCUGUGGGCUUUCAUCUCAUUCCCUCUGGCACUUCUGGGGACAGUGGUGGGUAGAAAUUGGAGUGGUACUCCGAACAAUCCAUGUCGUGUGAAGACUAUUCCUCGACCAAUUCCUGAGAAGAAAUGGUACCUCACACCCUCUGUUGUCUCACUCAUGGGAGGGCUGCUUCCUUUCGGCAGUAUCUUCAUUGAGAUGUACUUUGUAUUCACAUCCUUCUGGAAUUACAAGGUUUACUACGUGUAUGGAUUUAUGUUGCUGGUAUUCCUGAUCCUCAUAAUCGUGACCGUAUGCGUGACCAUCGUCGGCACGUACUUCUUGCUGAACGCGGAGAACUACCACUGGCAGUGGACUUCCUUCUUCUCCGCCGCUUCCACGGCCGUGUAUGUUUACCUCUACUCCAUAUAUUACUAUCACGUCAAGACCAAGAUGUCCGGGUUCUUCCAGACGAGCUUCUACUUUGGCUACACUCUCAUGUUCUGUCUCGGCCUAGGAAUACUUUGUGGUGCUGUCGGUUAUCUGGGUUCUACGUUUUUCGUGCGGAGAAUCUACAGAAACAUCAAAUGCGACUAGACACGGCAUGUCAGACUAUCCCGGUUAUUUAUAGUUGAAGCAGGAAACAUUUGUUGUGGGGGGCGGAAGAAAGAAGGAUAGACAGACGCUGAUUGAAUCUGAUUAUGCUUCGAAAACUCUCAGAGAGCUUUGCUCUCUUUUGUUGUUUACUUCUCUCCCUCUCUCUCUCUCUCUCUCUCUCUCUCUAGUUUACCCUUCUUUUUUUUUUGAUCUAUGGUCUUAUUUAGGUGGCUUUGCAUUUUUCAUGUGCUUAUAUAUAUAUAAUAUAUAUAUAAUGGGCAAUAGCCUCCCUAUACACUAUUCUUUAGCAAAGUUGUUUCAGUAAGUAGAGAAGCACAUUAACCCCUCUCCCUCUCCUUUUGUUGCGACUUUUUGAAAACAAACCACAAGCAUUUUCUUUGGAUGAUGGAUAGAUAUGUGCGGACUCUUCAAUUUCCUCGUGUAUUUCUUUGUGGCAAGAGAAUCUCUUGAGAAUUGCCAAAAUUAUUAUUGAUACAUUGAUUUAUCUGCUAAUUAUAUUUGUUGACGUA
Ananas comosus (pineapple) is the source of this 2549-nucleotide messenger RNA. Its product is annotated as transmembrane 9 superfamily member 1-like. Lineage: Eukaryota; Viridiplantae; Streptophyta; Magnoliopsida; Poales; Bromeliaceae. Gene Ontology annotation, cellular component: membrane. The coding region runs from base 241 to 2019 and encodes 592 amino acids. The transcript has 12 exons. Gene Ontology annotation, biological process: protein localization to membrane. The record is from RefSeq and is a predicted model, not a curated record.